CCAACUGUUGUUCCUUGUUGGUCUUGGCUACACAAAUCCGACUUAUGCUGCUACUUUCCAACCUUUGAUACCAGUCUUCACGUUCAUACUUGCUGUGCUCAUGGGUGCAGAGACUGCGAAACUUUAUACUUUGGAAGGUCAGACAUAAGUUGGAGGUACCAUCGUUUGUGUUUCUGGGGCUUUCCUAAUGGUUGUAUUCCGUGGUCCAAUAAUGGUGUUUGGAGACGGAAUAAGGGUCAAUCAGAACCUGCUGGAUGGCUACUGUCUAGUUUUCUGGUACUUGAUAGUUGGCACCUCGGUGUCUUAUGCUUAAUAUUGAACUGUAUGUGUGUGGCAGCAUACUUAGCUCUUCAGGCUCCAGUUUUGAGAGAAUACCCGGCAAGCAUAUCAUUGACAGCAUAUUCUUACUCUUUUGGCCUUCUAUUAAUGAUAGUAACAUCAUUCUUUAUGACCAAUGGAUCAACAAGUUGGUAUUUGACACCAUCUGAAGUUGUAGCUGUGUGCUAUGCUGGAAUCGUUACCUCAGGGCUGAACUACGGACUAAUGACAUGGUGCAAUAAAGUUAUUGGCCCUGCUUUAGUUUCUCUAUACAGUCCGCUUCAAGCUGUUGCAACAGCAAUUUUGUCUAGUAUUUUCCUUGGAAGCGAUAUUUAUCUUGGAAGCAUUUUGGGAGGAGUUCUCAUUAUAGCAGGGCUUUAUUUAGUAACUUGGGCAUCUUAUAGAGAGAUGCAGGCAGCUAAGGCAACUGUUCCUCAUGCUCCUCGGAUGACGGAUCCCCUAUUGUCACACCAGAUACAACACAUUUCCUCUGUUACUUCUUCUUCGAUGCCAAAGAUCAAUGACUAGAUAUUGCUACAGAUAUCAUUUGCAUGUCCGUUUCUUCGUCUUCUUUAUUAUAAUAUGUAAGUUCACUGCUAAAAAGAAUGACAAAUAUGUAUUACAGUUUUAUCAA
Molecule: messenger RNA, 952 nt
Organism: Solanum pennellii
Lineage: Eukaryota; Viridiplantae; Streptophyta; Magnoliopsida; Solanales; Solanaceae
Product: WAT1-related protein At4g19185-like
Exons: 5
Cellular component (GO): plasma membrane
Molecular function (GO): transmembrane transporter activity
Source: RefSeq, a predicted model, not a curated record